Cornus florida is the source of this 612-nucleotide messenger RNA. RefSeq names its product F-box/kelch-repeat protein At3g06240-like. The record is from RefSeq and is a predicted model, not a curated record. The coding region runs from base 1 to 612 and encodes 203 amino acids. NCBI's taxonomy places the organism in Eukaryota, Viridiplantae, Streptophyta, Magnoliopsida, Cornales, Cornaceae. The transcript is spliced from 2 exons.
AUGCCGGUGAUGAGUUAUAGCGCAUGUGCAAAAGUCAUUGUCAAUGGAGUGCAUGUUCCUGAUUUCCACUAUAAACCUAUUAUUGGGACGGACUCAUUCUCGGUUGGUGUUCCUGUGAAUGGUUCUUUACAUUGGUUAGCUCAUAAAUGUUCAGAAGAUUCUCCAUAUGUCAAAUUAUAUGUUAUUUGUGCAUUUGAUGUAACAAACGAGAAAUUCCGGGAUCUAUUGGUACCAUGCCCUUUGCACAAGUCAAGUGAUUUUUUGGUGGUUAUUGGAGGGUGUCUUGCUAUGCUUGUAUGUCCUGACUAUGGCGAUAUUAAUGUUUGGGUGAUGAAGGAGUAUGGGGUGACUGAUACUUGGACCAAAUUUUUAACAAUCAAUUCGUGGUCAUAUUGUCGAACCCCGGUUAUAAUUUCUAUGGUGGAUGGGAUGGUUCGGCUGGAUAUAGAUGGCAACGAAUUGGUUGCAUACAAUUCUGAGGAAGUGGAAUCAAGGUAUAUAAGGGUGCAUGGCAUUCCGUCGAAGUUUAGAGCAAAGAAGACCCGUGUGGAGAGCCUUAUCUCGCCCAAUUACGAACGUUAUGAAGGCAUUGAAAACUCGAGAAAGAGGUAA